This is a messenger RNA of Anolis carolinensis (green anole), 4859 nucleotides long. Its product is annotated as vitelline membrane outer layer protein 1-like. The record is from RefSeq and is a predicted model, not a curated record. NCBI's taxonomy places the organism in Eukaryota, Metazoa, Chordata, Lepidosauria, Squamata, Anolidae. The transcript is spliced from 3 exons. Bases 122 to 724 code for a protein of 200 amino acids.
GCCCAUUUCCUGUUGCCUUUGUAUUAAUAAGGAUUUGAAGCCAACGUUCCAAAUACAUAAAAGGCUCCUGGUCCCUGAGGUUGUUGCCAUAUCCAUUUAUCUGCAGAGUGAAAAUGUCACAAUGAAGCUUACUUGUAGAAUCACUGUGACUUUGGCACCAUUGCUCUUUUCUUGCUAUUUGUGGGAGGGCGCUUACUGUUCGACGAGUCCAGUGCCACUGCGGAAAACUAGUGAAACCAUUUCAGUGUCUAAUGGAGGACGAUGGGGAAAAUGGGGACGAGCAGAAUUCUGUUCCAAAGGUGCUUAUGCCAUUGGGUUUAAACUGAAGGUUCAGUCCUACUAUUAUAAAGAUCGCACAACUUUAAAUGCAAUUCGGCUGAGUUGCAGUGAUGGCCAUCAUAUUACAUCUACAGAAGGAAAGAGCGGUGACUGGACGUUCUUCAAGUUUUGCAGUGGUAAGCAUCUAUUAAAGGAAUUCAAGCUCAGAGUCUCUAAACCCAAGAUGUUUGGUGAUGAUACAGCAGCCAACAACAUUGUAUUUAGGUGCACCAAUGGAAUUGUGCUGCAUGGAGAUGGGUACAACUGGGGUCAAGAGGGAAGAUGGAGCCAAUCCUGUAGAAAAGGCAUUUGUGGCCUGCAAACAAAGGUGCAUCAGCCAGAGUCUUUGGAUAGAUUGGACACUACUGGACUCAAUGAUGUUCGUUUUUUCUGCUGUGAAGAUUAAAUAUUUGCUUCUUCCCAACUCCUGGCACUUGGAUGUAUCUGUCUGUUGCCAACUGUCAAUUUUUAUACCUAUAAAUCAAUUAUUCAGUUAUUUGCACCACAGGGAAGCUUCAUGACCUGUCAAGGACCUGACACAAAAUCUCUAUUGAUGCAGUUGCUCACCAUUGCAUAGUCAAAUGGCAGUCCAUAGUCAUACACAGCAAGCAGUCUAACAAGGACAAAGUAUACAAAUAGUCCUGGGUUCUUUCCAAGGGUCAAUGCCAAGCAAGCUCACUAAUUCAGAUCAUAGUCCAAAACCAAGGCCAGUCACCAGAGUCAAAGUUCCACCCAUGAGUUCGCCAACCAAAAUCCAGGCUAUAGCAGUUCCUCAAACAUUGCUCCCAGCAAAGGAGCAGCUCCAGCCACCAGCUUUUUAUGCCACUUUUGAAAGCGCUCUCACCUGUUGGAUCUUCUCUGGGCCAACUGAUUAGAUCUUCUUAGUUGGAUGGCAUUAAUCCUUAAUUGCAGUCUAGCUGGAAUGCUUAUCUCCUGGUCUGCUUCCUGGUCCCAAUCCUGCCCUACCUCUGUGUUCCUACUUCCCUGAGACUCUUGGUCCUGCUCUGCAGGGAUAGGUUCCUCAGUGUCAGGCUACUACUCUCUGCUUGCCCUUGACUGAGAUGUUGGCCAAAGCAGCCCUUCAUCUUUAGGUCCUUCCUCACAGUUGAAUAAAAUCCCACAUUAUCUGCUUUGAACUGGAAUAUAUGGCAGUGUGGACUCAGAUAACACAGUGCAAAACAGAUAUUGUUGGACUUUCUGCCUUGAUAUUCUGGGUUAUAUGGCUGUGUGGAAGGGCCCUGAGUCUUCAUCACAAGCCCUGACAAUAACUGUCAGUGCCCAUAUCCCACAAGGGGACUUAGGGCCUUUCCAUACAGCCCUAUAUCACAGAAUAUCAAGGCAGAAAAUCCCACAAUAUCUGCUUUGAACUGGGUUAUCUGAGUCCACACUCAAUGUGGGAUUUUCUGCCUUGAUAUUCUGGGAUACAGGGCUGUGUGGAAGGGCCCCAGGUUUUGCCCACAGGCUGUUGUCUACAUCCAGGAUGUUGCUGCACCUUAAGAAUAUCAUAUAGCUCCACUUUCACUACUUUUUCUUAUGGGCAAGGAUAUAAAUUGGAUCCUGGUGACAAAGGCCCCUUCCACACAGCUGAAUACAAUCCCACAUUUUCUGAUAUGAACUGGAAUAUAAGGCAGUAUGGACUCAGAUAACCCAGUUCAAAGCAGAUAUUGUGGGAUUUUCUGCCUUGAUAUUCUGGAUUAUAUGGCUGUGUGGAAUGGCCCACAGACAACAGCAUAGGAAAUAGCAUGAAAGUAGGCUGACCUACAGCCCCCCCCCUCCCCAAAAUCUGAAGCUGCAUUCAAUCAGACCACAUUUCCUGAUUUCCUUUGUAAUUCUCCCAUGCUUUUAAUUAAAGUAACACGGAUAUCAGUUUUGUCAUAAUUCUGAAAGAAAUAAUAAAAGGUUUUUCAUAACUCUGAAGAACUGGAUCAAUGUAAUCCCUGUGUUUAGUUGCUAACCAUAUUACUGCAGUGCCAGAAGAUAGUUUUGAGGGCCUGGUUCAACUGCAUCACCUGUGGCUUGAUGAUAAGAACUUGACUGAAGUCUCUAUUAUUCUACUCAGCAAUCUUCUCUCCAAACAAACCUUAAUCUUGGCAGUCAACAAAAUAACUGAUCCCUGACUUUGUAUUUACAAAUCUCUCAAACCUUGUUACCCUGCAUUUCCAUAACAUUAAAAUAAAAACACCAGGACAUCACUGUUUUGAUUAAUUAAACAAUCUAGAAACUUUGGAUUUAAAUUAUAAUUACAAUUGAUCUGAUUUGAUCUGAUCUAUAAUUACAUGGUUGAAUUCCCUGAAGCAAUUAAAGUGCUUCCAAGACUGAAGAUAUUGGGGGUAUUCCAUUUAUAGGGAAUCAUUUAUAGGGAAUCCACUUCUAAGAAUUAUACACCUGUAUGAUAACCCAUUAUCCUUUGUUGGGAACUCAGAUUUUCAAAACUUGUCAGAUUUGCAUUCCCUAGUCAUCCGUGGAGCCGGCAUGGUACAAUAAUUUCCUAACUUGACAAGAACUAGCAAUCUGGAGAGUCUGACUUUUAUGGGCAUUAAAAUAAGCACCAAACCCAUUUAUUUAUUUAUUCACUUUGUUUUAUAUCCCACCCUCUCUCCCUCAUAGACUCAGAGUGGCUAACAAUUGGCAAUAAUUUGAUGCCGUUCAAACAUAAGGCAAUAUCAAUUCAGAAUUGAUUUGUGCCAAGAGCAAAAGAUACUUUGAACUUUGGAUUUGUCCUAUAACAAUAGAAAACAUAUUCCAAGUUUUAACGCCUGCAGUUAUUUGCAGCAUAACCAGGUAGAGGAUAUCAGAGAAGAUGCUUUCCAGGGACUAGCUUCUUUACAUACCCUUAAUCUCAUCAGAAAUUUGAUCCACCAGGUUUUACUAAACUUGGUGCUAUUACCAACCUGGAUUUAAGUUUCAAUGCAUUGGCUUCUUUUCUAACAGGAAGCUUGAGUAGGCUAAAUCAGAUAAAAUUACUAGACAAUACUGAACUGAAAGAGGCACUAUCUGCAAAGGACUUCAUGAAACUCAGAUCCCUAUCCAUUCCAUAUACUUAUCAGUGCUGUGCCUUCUGGUCUUGUGACUCAUAGAAUCAUAGAAUAGUAGAGUUGGAAGAGACCUCAUGGGCCAUCCAGUCCAACCCCCUGCCAAGAAGCAGGAAAUCGCAUUCAUAGCACCCCCGACAGAUGGCCAUCCAGCCUCUGUUUAAAAGCCUCCACCUAAACUAACACUGAAGAUUCCAGCCAUUAGAGUCAGAGUUAGUUGCAAAUGAUUAAGAUACAGAUGCUUUAAACAGUGAUGAAAAUGAAGAACUUGGUCAAACCAUAAUUCACUGUAUGCCCUCAACAGGCACUUUCAAACACAGUGAAUCCUUACUUCGAAGCUGGAUGAUUCGUUGUACUGACAUUUAUUUCUCUGGUUGCUUUGUUCUUUAACAUGCAUGUCAUAUUAACCAUAUUUGCUUCUUGUACUUCAUUGCCUUCAUCCAAACUGUUCACAGCUUUGAUGUCUGUAUCUAGCUUACUUAUGGGUCUCUACAGAGGUAUAUUAACUUUCCUGGGUGCAGUCUCCUGGAGGAGAUUUGCAGAAUAGGGUAUCUGAUGGGAGACAUCCAGUGGCUGUAAAGUUGCUGGGUUUUUGUCCAUUUUCUCUUUAGAAAGUACCAUUUUGUUUCUAAUGCUAGCUGUUAUUGAUCAGAGCUUAUUUGCAAAGGUUAUCCUUUUAAAAAAUAAAUAAAUAAAAGCAAUCAUCUAAAGCAGUAACUCUUGCUUUCCUCUGUGCAUUGGUAGUGGGGGUUUUGCCACUUUUACAUAAGGGAGAGUAUUCUGCAUCACCCCUUUGCCUGGCCUUUCCUACUGGAGAAAAUCCUUCCCUGGGAUUUCCAGUUACUUCUAUCAACUUAAGGCAAACACAGAGAGCAAGCCUACUUGAAUUUUCUUAAAUUCAUAAUUUCUCAGAUAUUAUGCUGAAUUACCUGGUGUGACGGCGCGAGUGGCGCCAUCUAUAUGUUGGAACUAUAAGUUUCAAGAUUUGAAUUGCUGUAUCAUGCCUGAUUUUGCCCUUACCCUGUAAAUGUAGUUGGAUUGGUUAUUUAUAUCUGUCAAUCAAUGUUGUUUGUACCUGUUAUAUUGCUCACUCAGCAAAACUGUUUGGCUCCACCUCUUCCUGGAGUAGGACUGUGUUUCCUCCUUUUCAUUCCAUCAGCAAGUUCUCUAUCGGAUGGACGUGAAAGAGAGGCUUGGCUCAAAAAGCCCUUCAAAAGUUACCUCUCAGCACCAAUUCUGAGGUUCUUACCCUUGGGACUCACACUUCAUGUUCAGGGCCAACCUGAACAACGUUGAGGAGUCUCAAGCGCCUUCACAUCAGUCCUUUGGCAACAGAGGAAGACUCUUGUCUUCAGAUAUAGGUCAUUGGACUGAGGUUGAGUUUGCUCCGGCAUUCACAGCCAGAGAAAGAGGGAUCUGGACAAGCUUCAUGGACUUAAACAAUCAAAGACUGUAAUGUAUAUUUUCUUUUACCCCCUUUGUGAAGAAUAAACCCAGUUUUUGAGUUAA